Messenger RNA from Exaiptasia diaphana, 1049 nucleotides. RefSeq lists its product as uncharacterized. Lineage: Eukaryota; Metazoa; Cnidaria; Anthozoa; Actiniaria; Aiptasiidae. Bases 1 to 957 code for a protein of 318 amino acids. Gene Ontology annotation, biological process: transmembrane transport. The transcript has 11 exons. The record is from RefSeq and is a predicted model, not a curated record. Gene Ontology annotation, cellular component: membrane. Gene Ontology annotation, molecular function: transmembrane transporter activity.
AUGAAUCUGACAAACAGUUUAUAUGUUGCGUUUUAUCUGUGUGUAAUGGCCUGCUAUGCUCUUAUGAGUGUGCCAUAUAAUGGACUGAUAGCUGAUACCACGCCACCCUCACAGAGAGGGUUUAGUUCAGGAGUUAUGGGUGCCAUGACAUUGGUUGGAAAUGUCACAGGGGCAGCCAUUGGACUGUUCUUUCCAAAACUUGGUGUGGUUGGAACSUAUUCACUUGUAGCUAUUCUGUACUUUCUAUGUGUCGUUCUGACAGUAUCGUCCUGUCCAGAAACUCCAGCAGGAAAAGCUGUACARCAACCUCUAAGUUUAAAAGCAUUAUUUUUAGCUUACUGGGAACCCCUUAAAGAGCCGGACUUCAGAUGGGUGUUCCUAACAAGAUUCCUAAUGCAACAGGGAGUUGCUACUGUCACUGGGUUUUUAGAGUUCUGGUUGGGUGAUAUGGUGUAUCUGCCAAAUUGUUGGUCACCAGAAAGAAGUGUGGCUAUGAUGCUGCUACCUUUGCUGUUUGCAGCAGCACUUUUUUCUGUAYUUGGUGGAUUUCUCUCUGACAAGCUAGGAAGACGAAAACCUUUGGUCAUUGGUUCAUCUGCAUUGAUGAGUAUUUGUGCAGUAAUACUAGCKUUUCUACAAGGACGUUAUGCAUUUUAUGCAGCAAUUCCAGUGGCUUUAACCUUUGGUAUUGGUUUUGGGGCAUACUGUGCAGUGGAUUUUGCUUUGGUAAUGGAUGUACUACCAGAGGAAAAAGACAAAGCUAAAGACCUGGCUAUUUGGCAUCAGGCUCUUGUUCUUCCACAAGCUAUAGCUACACCUAUUGGUGGCAUCAUUCUUGAUGUAUUUGAGAGAUGGAGAUGUGAUAUAGGUCUGGGUUAUAUCAUUCUAUUUCUCCUUACCUCAACCUACUUUGCACUUAGUGGAAUAUUUGUAUUAAAAAUCAAAAAAGCACAGUAGGCAGACUGGGGGGCGCAUUUAAUGACUAUAUAGUCUACGCCCUUACAGCUGUUAUGUGCUUGCUUACAUGUCUCUUCUCCCCCCCCCCCCCC